GGAAAUGACAUCAAAAAAAGUUGCAAUCAAAUCUAUUCUCUAAUUUUUAGAGAGUGUUACUUCCUGUUCAUCACUCAAAGGUCCUUUCCAAAAAAACACACGUGUUUCUGUUGUGGUUUUGUUGUUAUUAUCAUAGUUUAGAGUCCAAGAAGCCUGUCCCACUCAGGCUUACAAAUUCUUCGGCAACCAUGAGGGAAUCUCACUUCUCCACUUGUGAACGAAACUUUAUUCUUCAAUCCAUUUCGAAGAAAUUAAGAAUCGAUGGACGCCAGCCUUAUGAUUAUCGGCGACUAAAGAUUACAUUUGGUGUGGAAAGAGGCUGCUGCCAGGUAGAACUUGGUAAAACCAGGGUUUUGGCACAAGUAACAGCAGCUGUAGGACAACCGAAACCUAACCGUCCCACAGAUGGCAUCCUGUUUGUUAAUGUGGAACUCUCUCCUAUGGCAUCACCGGCGUUUGAACCUGGAAGGCUUUCCGAAUUUGGAGUUUAUGUGAAUCGUCUGAUGGAGCGCUGCCUGAAGGAGUCCCGUUGUUUAGACACUGAGUCACUUUGCAUCGUUGCCGGGGAGAAGGUGUGGAUAAUUCGAAUUGAUCUCCAUGUUUUGAAUCACGAUGGCAAUUUGAUUGAUUCUGCGAGUAUUGCAGCCAUAACGUCUCUUGCACACUUCAGACGUCCAGAUGUUGAAGUGAGUGGGGAAGAAGUCACUGUGUUUCCAGUUGAAGAGAGGGAACCAAUUGCCCUCAGCCUCCAUCAUAUGCCCAUCUGUGUCUCGUUUGCUUUCUUUCAAGAAGGCAAAUACGUACUGGUUGAUCCAACAGAGAAGGAAGAGAAAGUGAUGGAUGGUAAAAUGGUGAUUGGAAUGAAUAAAUACCGAGAGAUUUGUACUCUACAGAUGGCAGGUGACAUGCUGUUGAUGCAUGAACAGAUUCUCCGCUGUUCCAAUAUAGCCGUAGUCAAAGUUACAGAAAUAACAGAGCUGAUUCAGAAGGCUUUGGAAAACGAUAAGCAGGCUAGAGCUACUGGUGCCAAGUUUGGGUUUGCAGAAUCUAUGGAACCUCAGAUUAUCAGCAGUGAUUCCAGUGAAUCCAUUAAGCUGUGGGUAAGUCAUAUUACUAAAUUAAGAAUUCUCUGGAAAGAAUGA
Messenger RNA from Octopus bimaculoides (California two-spot octopus), 1142 nucleotides. Its product is annotated as exosome complex component RRP45-like. Lineage: Eukaryota; Metazoa; Mollusca; Cephalopoda; Octopoda; Octopodidae. Gene Ontology annotation, molecular function: mRNA 3'-UTR AU-rich region binding. Gene Ontology annotation, biological process: nuclear-transcribed mRNA catabolic process, deadenylation-dependent decay; exonucleolytic trimming to generate mature 3'-end of 5.8S rRNA from tricistronic rRNA transcript (SSU-rRNA, 5.8S rRNA, LSU-rRNA); U5 snRNA 3'-end processing. Gene Ontology annotation, cellular component: cytoplasmic exosome (RNase complex); nuclear exosome (RNase complex). The record is from RefSeq and is a predicted model, not a curated record.